Molecule: messenger RNA, 795 nt
Organism: Diospyros lotus (date-plum)
Lineage: Eukaryota; Viridiplantae; Streptophyta; Magnoliopsida; Ericales; Ebenaceae
Exons: 2
Coding region: 1-795 (264 amino acids)
Source: RefSeq, a predicted model, not a curated record
AUGUCAGAGGUUCCACCAAAAAGGUUUCGUAUCCCAUCCAUCAAGCUCUAUGAUGAAAGCACCGACCCCUAUGAUCACGUAGAACUUUUCUACUCUCACAUACUAGUGCAAUCGGGGUCUAACGCGAUGUGGUGCCGGACAUUUUCGGCUACUUUGGGAGGUCAUGCCCGGACUUGGUACUCAUGUCUUCCCCAUCGUUCCAUCAACAGUUGGGAAGAGCUGAAAACUUGUUUCCUAGCCCAUUACGCUCCCUUGAAACGCCAUCGGAAGUUUUCCAUGGCUCUGGUAAACAUUAAACAAAAUCAGGGUGAAUCCCUAAGGGAUUUCGUGGCUAGGUUCAAUGAGGAGGCGUUGAGCAUUGACGAGUUCGAUCAGCGGAUCGCAAUGUCCUUAGCUAAAACUCCACCUUGUACUUUCAUAGAAGCCCUUACACGGGCUAACAAGUACAUCAAUGCUGAAGAGGUGAUGAAGGUGAAGCGGGCUGAACAGCCUGACAAGAAAGAAAGAGAGAAGGAGAAGAAAAAGCCGAUGGUGGAACAGAAGACGAACUACUACCCCUCCCGAGCUCUAGACCGCCCGGGUUUUGGGGGUGCAAGGGGAAGCCCAGUGAGUUACACUCCCCUCAAUACUAGUCGAGCAGAGAUACUCUUGGCACUGGAAGACAAGAAUUACUUGCGACGUCUUCCCCCAUUGAAGUCUCCACCUAACACUCAAAGCAAAAAGAAGUAUUGUCGCUUCCACUGCGACCACGACCACGAGACAGAGGACUGCAUCCAAUUGAAAGAAGAGAUAUAG